Penicillium subrubescens is the source of this 279-nucleotide messenger RNA. RefSeq lists its product as uncharacterized. The transcript has 2 exons. Bases 1 to 279 code for a protein of 92 amino acids. The record is from RefSeq and is a predicted model, not a curated record. NCBI's taxonomy places the organism in Eukaryota, Fungi, Ascomycota, Eurotiomycetes, Eurotiales, Aspergillaceae.
AUGGGGCGCUGGAGACCGAAGAUCGUAUGCCAGAGCUGUGGUGGCAUCUUUUCAACCCAGGAUGCCGCCGAGGAACACAUGAGGGCAAUGGAUCAUUGCCCAUACCACUGUGCCGGAUGUGAAAACCAUUUUCAAGAACAACCAGCACGCUCAUACGCACCUAGGGGCCAAUGUGCCGUGUCCCUUGUACAAGCUCGAAUUUGCGACUCCGUACGAAGUUUUACAUCAUAUCGAGGACGGAUCUUGUCGCAAUUUUCCCAAGUUAAUUCCGGAUCUUGA